CGAGCCGCCAUGUUUCGUCCAGCUUGCCGCUGUGUUUGCGGAGGUUGACGGCGCUGCUGCCGCACGGAGUUCGACACACGGAGACACAGUCCGGCUGACUUUGGAUUUUGGGGGGUUUGAGGAGAAGCCAGCGGGGAGAAAACAGACGGAAAGAGGCGGGAAACAGACAUUUAAGUCGGGUUCUAACGGCGGAAUGGCGGACCGGGACCCGGUGCCGCUUCCUGCGGAGGUGCGGGCCAAACUGGCCGAGCUGGAGCUGGAGUUAUCCGAGGGUGAUAUCACACAGAAGGGCUAUGAGAAGAAGCGAUCCAAGCUGAUUGGAGCCUUCUUCCCGCAAGCACCAGGAAUGGAGCCGUCCAUGGGCCAGGAGAGGAGAAACCCGGUCACCCCGUCCUCGUCCUCACGCUACCACCGCCGGCGCUCCUCUGGCUCCAGAGACGAACGUUACCGAUCGGAUGUGCACACAGAGGCGGUGCAGGCGGCGCUCGCCAAGCACAAGGAGAGGAAGAUGGCGGUGCCCAUGCCUUCGAAGCGGAGGUCCCUGGUGGUCCAGACCUCGAUGGACGCCUACACGCCACCAGAUACGUCCUCAGGCUCAGAGGGCGAGGGACAGGGCGACGGCGAUGAAGGGGAGGGAGGAGACGGCGAGGAAGAGGACGGAGGAGGCGGCGGAGGAACCUCGUCCAGCCGGGAGGGGAGCAUCAGCAUGGAGCACUGGAUAAGCCGGGCCAUCCACGGCACCUCCUCCACCACCACCACCACCUCGUCCACGGCCUCCUCCUCGUCCUCCUCCACACGCAGCGGGGGCAGCGGGGCGGCCGGCGGCAGGCUGGCCGACGUCCUGGCCCAACACGUUCACAUCUCCGCCCACCUUCAACUCCGCCACCACCGUCAUCACCACCACCACAAGUCAGGCCUUUUAUCCCACCUCUCCUUGAGGAGGAGGAGGAGGAGGGCAGUGCCAUCUGCUUUGGUAGAGAAUGGAAGCUCUGGGCCACGACACUCCGAGAACCACUCCGCCCCUCCAGAUGUCACCGGCUACACCAACACCACCACAGACGGGAUCCAGGUGGAGAGAGCCCCGGGCGCCAGCACCGCCGCCCAGAGGCAGACGCCCAAAUACGGCAACGCGGAGCUGAUGGAGACCGGAGACGGUGUUCCAGUCAGCAGCAGAGUUUCCGCCAAAAUUCAGCAGCUCGUCAACACUCUGAAGAGACCCAAACGGCCGCCGCUAAGAGAGUUUUUCGUCGAUGACUUCGAGGAGCUCCUGGAAGUCCAGCAGCCAGACCCCAACCAGCCCAAGGCGGAGGGGGCGCAGAUGGUGGCCAUGCGGGGCGAGCAGCUGGGCGUCGUGACCAACUGGCCCCCGUCUCUGGAGGCGGCCCUGCAGAGGUGGGGCACCAUCUCUCCGAAGGCCCCCUGUCUGUCCACCAUGGACACCAACGGCAAGCCGCUCUACGUGCUCACCUACGGAAAGCUGUGGUCCAGAAGUGUGAAGGUGGCCUACAACCUGCUGCACAAACUGGGAACCAAACAGGAGCCCCUGGUCAGACCUGGAGACCGGGUGGCGCUGGUCUUCCCAAACAACGACCCCGCUGCCUUCAUGACGGCGUUUUACGGCUGCCUGCUGGCCGAAGUCGUCCCCGUGCCAAUAGAAGUACCGCUGACCAGGAAGGACGCCGGCAGUCAGCAGAUCGGCUUCCUGUUGGGCAGCUGCGGAGUGACGGUGGCUCUGACCAGCGACGCCUGCCAUAAAGGGCUACCCAAGAGUCCCACUGGAGAGAUCCCACAGUUCAAAGGCUGGCCCAAGGUGCUGUGGUUCGUCACGGAGUCCAAACACCUGUCCAAACCUCCGCGGGACUGGUUCCCACACAUCAAGGACGCCAACCAGGACACGGCCUACAUCGAGUAUAAGACGUGUAAGGACGGCAGCGUCCUCGGGGUGACGGUGAUGAGGAUAGCCGUGCUCACACACUGCCAGGCUCUCACACAGUCCUGCUCGUACACGGAAGCUGAGACCAUAGUGAAUGUAUUAGACUUCAAGAAGGACGUGGGACUGUGGCACGCCGUCCUGACUAGUGUGAUGAAUAUGAUGCAUGUCAUCAGCAUUCCCUACGCCCUCAUGAAGGUCAACCCGCUGUCCUGGAUCCAGAAGGUCUGCCAGUACAAAGCCAAGGUGGCGUGUGUGAAGUCGCGGGAUAUGCACUGGGCUCUGGUGGCCCACCGGGACCAGCGAGACAUCAACCUGACCUCCCUGCGCAUGCUGGUGGUGGCCGACGGUUCAAAUCCCUGGUCCAUCUCCUCCUGUGACGCCUUCCUCAACGUCUUCCAGUCCAAAGGCUUGAAGUCGGAGGUCAUAUGUCCCUGUGCCAGCUCCCCCGAGGCUCUGACUGUGGCUCUGAGGAGGCCCGUGGAGGAAGGCAGCACCCCUCCAGGUCGCGGCGUCUUGUCCAUGCAGGAUCUGAGUCACGGCGUGAUCCGGAUCGACUCCGAGGAGAAGCUGUCGGCUCUCACGCUGCAGGACGUCGGCUCCGUCAUGCCUGGAGCUGUGAUGUGUGUGGUGAAACCAGAAGGGGUUCCUCAGCUCUGUAAAGCCGAUGAGAUCGGGGAGUUGUGCGUUUGUACGGUUGCCACGGGAACCUCCUACUAUGGUCUGGCCGGCAUGACCAAGAACACGUUUGAGGUCUUCCCUACAACCAGCAACGGGGCUCCCAUCAGUGAGUUUCCCUUCACCAGAACCGGCCUGCUGGGCUUCAUUGGACCGGCGGGUCUGAUCUUUGUGGCGGGCAAGAUGGACGGUCUGAUGGUGGUUGGGGGGCGUCGGCACAACGCUGACGACAUCGUGGCCACGGCGCUCGCUGUGGAGCCCAUGAAGUUCGUCUACAGGGGCAGGAUCGCCGUGUUCUCCAUCACGGUGCUCCAUGACGAGAGGAUUGUGGUCGUAGCAGAGCAGCGGCCCGACUCCACCGAGGAAGACAGCUUCCAGUGGAUGAGCCGAGUUCUGCAGGCGAUAGACGGCAUCCAUCAGGUGGGGGUGUACUGCCUGGCUCUGGUGCCCUCCAACACUCUGCCCAAAACUCCUCUGGGUGGCAUCCACCUGUCAGAGACCAAGCAGCUGUUCCUGGAGGGGGCGCUGCACCCCUGCAACGUGCUCAUGUGUCCGCACACCUGCGUCACCAACCUGCCCAAACCCCGGCAGAAACAGCCAGAGAUCGGUCCUGCGUCUGUGAUGGUCGGGAAUCUGGUGUCGGGGAAGAGGAUCGCUCAGGCCAGCGGCAGAGAUCUGGGUCAGAUCGAAGACAAUGACCAGGCAAGGAAGUUCCUCUUCCUGUCAGAGGUGUUACAGUGGAGAGCCCAGACCACUCCAGACCACGUCCUGUACACACUGCUCAACUCCAGGGGCACGAUCGCCAGCUCCCUGACUUGUGUUCAGCUGCAUAAGAGGGCGGAGAAGAUUGCAGGCAUGCUGGCCGAGCGGGGCCACCUGCAGGACGGAGACCACGUGGCUCUGGUCUACCCUCCAGGUAUUGACCUCAUCGUGGCGUUUUACGGCUGCCUUUACGCCGGUUGCGUCCCGAUCACGGUGCGGCCGCCUCACCCGCAGAACAUCGCGACCACGCUGCCCACCGUCAAGAUGAUCGUGGAGGUGAGCCGCUCGGCGUGUGUGAUGACCACACAGCUCAUCUGUAAACUGCUGAGGUCCAAGGAGGCCUCAGCCGCCGUGGACGUGCGGACAUGGCCUCCUGUCCUGGACACAGACGAUUUGCCAAAGAAGAAACCUCCUCUGCUGUAUAAACCGUCCAACCCCGACACUCUGGCCUACCUGGACUUCAGUGUCUCCACCACCGGCAUGCUCGCUGGAGUCAAGAUGUCUCACACAGCCACCAGUGCCUUCUGCCGCUCCAUCAAGCUGCAGUGUGAACUUUACCCGUCCAGAGAGGUCGCCAUCUGCCUGGACCCGUACUGCGGCCUCGGCUUCGUCCUCUGGUGCCUUUGCAGUGUGUACUCAGGUCACCAGUCCAUCCUCAUCCCCCCGUCCGAGCUGGAGGUGAAUCCGGCUCUCUGGCUGUCGGCCGUCAGUCAGUACAAAGUGCGAGACACCUUCUGCUCCUACAGCGUCAUGGAGCUCUGCACCAAAGGCCUCGGCCUGCAGACCGACUCUCUGAAGUCUCGAGGGUUGGACUUGUCUCGGGUGAGGACCUGUGUGGUGGUGGCGGAGGAGCGUCCCAGGACAGCCCUGACGCAGUCCUUCUCCAAACUGUUCAAGGACCUGGGACUCCACCCCCGAGCCGUCAGCACCUCCUUCGGCUGCAGGGUCAACCUGGCGAUCUGCCUGCAGCCUCACAGGCUGGGAAAGCUUGCCGACCAGGGCACCUCAGGACCCGACCCCACCACUGUAUAUGUCGAUAUGAGAGCACUACGGCAUGACAGAGUCAGACUGGUGGAGAGGGGGUCACCACACAGCCUGCCACUGAUGGAGUCUGGGAAGAUCCUGCCGGGGGUCCGCAUCAUCAUCGCCAACCCAGAGACCAAGGGACCAAUGGGAGAGUCGCAUCUGGGCGAGAUUUGGGUGCACAGCAGCCACAACGCCAGCGGUUACUUCACCGUCUACGGAGACGAGGCGCUGCAGUCGGACCACUUCAGCUCCAGACUCAGCUUCGGAGACACGCAGACCGUCUGGGCUCGGACCGGAUACCUGGGCUUCCUCCGCAGGACCGAACUGACCGACGCCAGCGGAGAGCGUCAUGACGCCCUGUACGUGGUUGGCGCUCUGGAGGAAGCCAUGGAGCUGAGAGGGAUGCGUUACCACCCCAUCGACAUCGAGACCUCCGUCAUCAGGACGCACAAGAGCAUCACAGAGUGCGCGGUGUUCACGUGGACCAACUUGCUGGUGGUGGUGGUGGAGCUGGACGGCUCGGAGCAGGAGGCCCUGGACCUGGUCCCGCUGGUCACCAACGUGGUGCUGGAGGAGCACUACCUGAUCGUGGGUGUGGUGGUGGUUGUCGACAUCGGCGUCAUCCCCAUCAACUCCCGCGGCGAGAAGCAGCGCAUGCACCUACGUGACGGCUUCCUGGCCGACCAGUUGGACCCCAUCUAUGUGGCCUACAACAUGUAGCGCCCCCGUGUGGCCAAUAUGGAGGUAGAUGAAGGAUUACUUCAGGAAGAUGCUCUGAAACUGAAAAGAAAAACCCAGAGCCAAGGCAGAGGGGGAGAAGUAGUCGCUGAAUUUUGUCUCUCAGGCAGCGCUUGCUCCCAGGCUAUGUACUGCCGCCGACUACAUUCGGGUGGUUGUAUUGCGCGUUCAGGCCGUGAUUUGUACUCAGCCUGAGAGGAAGUGCAGCCACCCCCAUCCAGAGUAAGAAGGUCCCCCAUUUGUUCCGGCUGUCCACCGACAAGCGUCGACGGCGCGGCGGCAGAGGACAAUCGUUAGCAUAGCGAUUCGGAGGUUUAAACUGUGUGGCUUGCUUUGUAUUUUUCUUUUGAGUAUUUGCUGAAGUCGCUUGUUUUAGGGAUUUCUUUGUUUGUAUUUUAACACGUCCUCGAAAAAGUUUUAGUCUAUUUUUUGAAAAGGAUAUUUACAAAACUGUGGCAAAAAUGAUAUUUUCCGUUUUUACAAUAUCAAACCAUUACAAAGAGCGAGAUGUGUUUUAAUACGAGGGUGGGCUCUGAGCUGCCCUCUAGUGCUAUGAUGAGGUACUACACGUUGUUGUUGUUUUUUAAGUGUUACUUUUUUUUAAUUCAGCAUUAUUUUCUGAACCGUCCAUCUCAGCGGGAAAUCAGUGAGCUAAUUUUCAUAAACUAACAGCUGCAGCCUUUAACUCCGUUUAUUUUUCCGUACGAACACGCUUCAACUGAAGCAAAACAAUAAAUUCAUAUCGUGUAAGUAUGUACAAAAAGAAAUUGAUUUAAUUUAUUUUCUUUCUCUUUUAGAAGUAUAUGACGAGACGUUCAAGAAUGUUUUGCUCUUGAAUAUUUGCUAAUAUAAAAAUACAAAAAAGCGUUGUAUUAUCUGGAGUGAAGCACACUCACACCAAGCAUAUUAUGGAAAGUAAAAAUAUAUGAUUAUAGAUUAUAUUAAAAAAUAAAUAAAGGAUUUACACCAUACGGAA
This is a messenger RNA of Scatophagus argus, 6110 nucleotides long. Its product is annotated as disco-interacting protein 2 homolog C. The record is from RefSeq and is a predicted model, not a curated record. The transcript has 39 exons. The coding region runs from base 194 to 5116 and encodes 1640 amino acids. NCBI's taxonomy places the organism in Eukaryota, Metazoa, Chordata, Actinopteri, Scatophagidae.